UUUUUUUUCUUAUUUCGCAGGUCCAAUUUUUUUUAUUUUGUUCCCUUUUUAUCCCAUGGCCAGCAUGGCUGCUGCGCGUACAAUGCCUUUUCCCUGUGCGCCAGUGAGAGUGUGUGUAAUGGUAGUUGUUGUUGGAUUGUUGAUGAUGAUUGGUAGAGUGGAUGGUCUGUAUUCGGCAUCGGAUAAAGUGCAGCUGAUGGACAGCACGAAUUUUGAAAAGUGGGUGUUUGGAAGCAAGGCUGCGUGGGUGGUGGAGUUCUACAGCUCUUGGUGUGGGUUCUGCAAGGGGUUCGCCCCGACUUGGAAGAAACUAGGGGUAGAAAUCAAUGGUUGGAGAGGAGCACUUCGCCUUGGUGCUUUGGAUUGUGCAGAUGACGCCAAUGUGGACAUCUGUAGACGAUAUGUUCCAGUGGGGUAUCCAACGGUUCGCCUCUUCCCACCAGGUGUCACUUCAAAGGAUUUUGAAGGAGAACAAAUAGAAGCUGUGGUCAGGGAAACAGUGGAAAGUCUCAUCAGUCGCUUGACUGACUUUGCAGAAGAAGUUAAAGACAAAUACAAUAUGGACCAUUAUCCUCACUUGCGGCUGUUGAGAGAUGAAGACCUCCCACCAACACAACCAGGGGACCUUGCAAGGAUGAUAGUCAUUGAAGGCUCUGACAAGUUAAGUGAAGGAGACAUUGACACAAGACCAUUGCUUCUAGAAUCAGCCCUCUACAAGGGUGUGAAAGCUUUCAGAAUAAGUCCAAAUCAUCCAUUCAGAAAUCAACUGAAGAUACAGUCAGUGCCAGCAGUUAUUUUCCUGGACAAGAAUGGUAACAUUGCUGAGAAACAUGAGAACAAGAUCUUGCUCAAAGAGCAAGUUCACCUUGCUUUUGAGCAUCUUCUAGGAAAAGAAAAGGUGUUGGAAUCUUUUGAGUACAACUCAGGUGUGCCAAGAGCUGAUGAAUCCCAUAGCUUGAGACCAAAUACUGUGAAAAGAGCUGAGUACCCUCCCCUCAUCCCAGUGCAUAUGGAAGAUCUGGAAAGUGCAAUAGGUUAUGCCCUCAGGCAUGAAGUUGUCCUCAAGAGGGAAGUCAAUGGUCAACCAAGACAAGCACUGAUUAAAUUUCUUCAAAUGCUUCUUGUUUACUUCCCUGGUGAAGACCUUGUUCUCAAAGGGCUUCAAGAAGUUGAAAAGUACGUCAAUGAGCACAUAAGUUUCACUGGUGAUGAAUUCAAGCAGUUUUUGGAUCCUUUGGAUGGUAUGGAUGGUAGAGGUUUGAUUCCAAAAUCCAAGAACUACAUCACUUGCAAAGGGAGCAGUGACAAAUUCAGAGGCUUUCCAUGCGGCCUAUGGACACUGUUCCACGUUCUUUCAAUGGAAGCUUUCAGACAGAAUGACCAAGCAAGGUUCAAAGAAGUGCCUCAAGGCAUUUUUGGCUUCAUCAAGAACUUUUUCAGCUGCAGAUACUGUGCAAGACAUUUUGUGGAAAUGGCUACUGAUACUUGGGAGGAGUUCAAGGAUCUAGCUGAAAUGGUUUUGUGGCUUUGGAGGAACCACAACAAGGUGAACAAAAGAUUGGCAAGGGAUGCAUCAGAAGACCCUCAACACCCCAAGGUUCAGUUCCCAGCACCUCAACACUGCCCAAAUUGCUACGACAAGUCCAACUCUGAAUGGAUCCUAGAACAAGUUUUGGAAUUCCUACAAAACCGAUACGACACCAGCGCCAUCAUCCGGCAGAAACAGGCACAAAUUCCUGCCCCAAAACAAUCCCACAUUAAAGAAACUGCCAAACGUGCGGAGUCCAAAUUGCAUCCAGCCUGGCCAAAAGAAGAUAUUAUUGACACAGACGACACGAAACCUCGACAGGGCAAGGGAUCCUCUUCCUCUGCGGAUUACACUGUCACCACGAUGAUGCACGUGGGAUCCGUGGGGAUCCUGAUCCUCUUGUACUGCUUCAUCACCAACAAAAGGAGGACGAAACGGAGGCUCAGCACUUUGUUGCCGCUGUUUACAAAACGGGUUCCUGACUGAGAUUUUUUCCAUUCCUUUUUUUCUCAUCCUCGUCAUCUUCAAAAAAUCACUUUUGUCUUUUAAUUUCUUGAACAUUUUUUUGAAAUUAAUUUCCGUGGCGGCUUUCUGUUGUUGAUUUAUGAUGAGAGUACGAAGGGGCUUUCCAAAAUUUUUGAUGCGCACCAGAGUCUUUUUUGAAAAGGUUGUUAUUGAAACAUCAGUUGUGAUAAACUGUUUGCUGUGGUUGAUGCUUUUUUUGUUGUUGUUUUUUUGCACCAACGAAUUUUUUGUUUUCAUGGAAAUCUGAAAGCUUUCAUGCGUGAGUCUUGGCUUUUUUAUAAAUGCGAAGUGGAAA
Molecule: messenger RNA, 2348 nt
Organism: Notodromas monacha
Lineage: Eukaryota; Metazoa; Arthropoda; Ostracoda; Podocopida; Cyprididae
Source: the annotation of a GenBank genome assembly